AUGACUCUGCAGUGGACUGCUGUGGCUUUCUUCCUCUAUGUGGAGAUAGCAGUCAUCCUCAUCUUGUGUCUUCCCUUCAUAUCAGCUCAGAGAUGGCGAUCAGUUUUCAGCUGGAGGAUAUGGAAUUGGUUGUCUCCAUAUUGGAACAAAGGCUUCUUUACCAUGAUCAUGAUCCUCAUUGUUCUGUUUCUUGACGCCAUCCGGGAGGUGCAGAAGUACUCGGGACGGGAGCCCAUGCAAGAUGCCAAGGCGAACCCCAAUCUGUUUGACCACCUCCACAUGAAGCUGUUCAGAUCCCAGAGGAACCUCUACAUUUCUGGCUUCUCCCUCUUCCUCUGGCUUAUCAUGCGCCGCGUGGUCACCCUGCUGAAUCAGGUUGCCAUCACCUCAGAGGAGUCUGCUGGUCUUCAGGCUCAGAUGGACAAUGCCCACAAAGCAGCCAAGCAGUACCAGGAGGACAGUCUGCUGCUCAGACAGGCUCUACUGGAUGAGGAAAAAUCCAUGUCAGCGAAAAACCAGCUUCUGAAGAAGGAGGCUGAGAAGCUGGCAGGAGAUCUGAAAACUGCACAAGAUGCUGUGCGCAAGUCUCAUGCUGAGGUGGAGGCCAUGAAGAGGCAGGCCAAAAGUCUGGCACAGGAGUACGACAGACUGCUGAGGGAACACCACAAACUCCAGAAUCUCCAGAGUGGUGCUGCAGACAAAAAGGAUCAGUAACAACAGGAUUACAGUGACAGUUGUUCUCAAGUGCUGUUUCACCUCCCACCAUGGAUACUGUUUCACAGAUUAUUCUCAUAGAACACAGUGUGCUAUAUACUGUAAACCACCAGAGGCCUUAUUUGCAUUCUGUUGCCAUUUUCAUUUUCUUUUGAAGCUGAACCAACGCAUAUUUGUUAAUUGAUAGGAUUAAACAUGCUCUAUACUGGCUGCUUAGUUUAAACCUUGAAUGCUGAAACUAUUGCUGCCAUAUCAUGGACAUGACCGUGGGAAGUUAUUUUAAUUUUAAAUAUUUAAAUUUAAAAGGGUCAAUUCAAUAAGAAGUUCUGUCUACUUGAAAUUAGACAUAACGUUAUGCUAAUACUAACAUUUAAUACUGAUUUAACAUCUGGCAUGUAUAUUAAGCUGCUAAAUAUCCUACUUUAAAAUGUGUAUUGUGUUGAAUCAGGUGUACUUCUCCAAGUCAGCUAACCUGUUUGCAGGAUCUGUGAAUGCACUACAUAAUAGUAUUUUUUGUGUCCCUUGAGACUCGUUAUAUGGUUAUAUGGAGGAAUUACAAAA
Messenger RNA from Myripristis murdjan (pinecone soldierfish), 1275 nucleotides. Its product is annotated as B-cell receptor-associated protein 29-like. The transcript is spliced from 7 exons. The coding region runs from base 1 to 714 and encodes 237 amino acids. The record is from RefSeq and is a predicted model, not a curated record. NCBI's taxonomy places the organism in Eukaryota, Metazoa, Chordata, Actinopteri, Holocentriformes, Holocentridae. Gene Ontology annotation, cellular component: endoplasmic reticulum membrane; endoplasmic reticulum. Gene Ontology annotation, biological process: intracellular protein transport; endoplasmic reticulum to Golgi vesicle-mediated transport.